Messenger RNA from Caenorhabditis auriculariae, 10422 nucleotides. NCBI's taxonomy places the organism in Eukaryota, Metazoa, Nematoda, Chromadorea, Rhabditida, Rhabditidae. The record is from the annotation of a GenBank genome assembly.
AUGUCACCGUCCCGCAAUACGGAAGUUUUGUGGGCGUGCAGCGAUGAGCGGCACGAAAUCCAGUUCGGUUUUCUGGCGUCGCCUCGUUCAUUUUUGGCAACACCGGCCAAGGCGACGACCGACGUCUUCUUUUGCUUCUUCUCCUUCUUCUUGUGAUAAAUGCCCCUGACGGACGGACGUCAUCCAUCCAGCUUGUUUCAGUCAUUUCACCUCAUCAAUCGCUUCAUUAUCGCGUUGCGCGUGUCUCCAAGCUUUUCGCAUCUUUUUUUUUUCUUGGUCAGGUUUUUAGAAAAGAAGAUCAAUAUAUCUCUUGUAUUAUUUUACUAAUACAUCCCAGUUUUUUAAGCUUUUCAUUAAGUAAAGCCUUUUGGGACUUUACUUUUUUUCCGGAAAAUUUCAGAGGUUUCAUUUUUUUUAACAGUUUUCUUUAUUUUUUCUUCAAAAUUAAUUAAAUUUUCAGGCGUUCCAAUAAAAUUACUUCUGUAUAACGUUCAGAAGCUCUUAUUUUUUUAAUUAAUCAGUUUUUUUAAUUCUGAUUUUUUUGUUGAGUUGAAGUUAUCAACCUUCUCAGGAUGUAUAGAGAAAACUAUUUUUCAAGUUGUUUUUUUAAAUUUAAAUCUUUGAAUAACUUCUUUCAAUGGUUCUUCUUUACUCCUUCUUAUAUUUUUUUACAACUUGAAAUUUUUUUAAAUUGAAUUUGAAGUCAACAUGCUGUAUUGUUGUACGUUUCACACAUUCUUUUUAACUUCGACAUUAAAAUGAAAUUUGAUUUUUUCUUCCAUAAAUCUUCAAUACUGCUUGUUUCCAAAGCAAUCCUUACUUUUUCCGGAUCGAAUUGAAUAAAUAAUCAGCAAGUUGAAUGGCUUGAAGCGUCGCGGUCGCGAUGCGGUUUAGCUUGCUUCUGGAGCCAAUUUGAUAAUAAUAAUAAUUUACUCAUCCACAAAGUGAAAAGAAUAAAUAAGGUUAAGAACCGGUUUUAGGUCACCCUCACGAGUGACUUCACCGGAUAGGGAAUAAAUUAGAUAUCACAGUUGAUAAAUUACACGUAUAUGCAUAUUGAGAUUUUUGAGAUCAUAGUAGCCGUCUAGGGAUGCUGAUGAAUAAUUCAUUGUCGGGGAUGUUGUCCAGAUGAGAUUUGAAAAUAAAAUUUCAUUUAUGCCCAAGUCACUUUAGGUCGGUUGCGUAUACAAGUCAUUCCGAUUGCGACCAUGAGCCAUUAUUUCGGAUCAAACUGAGAUGAUAGAUGAAUCGAUGAAUUUUGAAUAUUCUGAAGUUUUUUUUGUUCCUUUUUCCUUUUUCUUGCCAUUAUCACGAUCCAAAUCAACUCGUUCCCCUCCACACGAAGAGCGAAAAGGGCGAAAAAGAGAUAAGUUGCGUGGGUUGAAAACGGGUUGUCCCCCCGACAUCCCGCCAUCACUGAUAUCGCCGAUGGCUGCCCAAAAACCUCUUCGCAAUUGAAAUAUAUGGCACUGGUCGCCUUUUCCUUCAUAAAUCUUCGCCGCAACCAUUUUACAGCCCCUUUUAAGGUUCAAUGGAAAGGGAAACCGUGAUGAAUUUUGAUGGAAAAGAUUUCUUAGAGGAUAUCAAAAAGUCUUUUGAAAAAUAACUUUGUUCCGAUUUCUUUACGAACUUCGAGAUUUCGAGACACUUUUUCAUAGAAAUUUCGAAAAUCUCACACGUCAGCAUUUUUCAAAUCGAUCCCCCAAAAUUAUUGAAAGGAUUAUUUUUCAUCAAAAAUUCACAUCUGCUUAGAUUAUCAUGAGAUAAAUCAGACUGUUGGAAAAUCUUCAAAAUCAAUAAUUUUUUCGUUCAAUCAUGCUCUAAAAUUGAUUUUUUUAAAAUAGUGAACCGUUUGAGAAAAGUAUGAAAGUCUUUUUUGCCUUUUUGUGUUUCAUAUAAUAAGUUCAACCUGUGAACUUCGAAUUUUUCACUGAAACCCAUCAAAAAAGAAAUUUGUAGUUUAAAAAAUGUAUUGUUUUUGAUUCUCUAAUUUUCAUUAUUUGAUGAGUGAUGGCUUUGGACAUUUUUUAAAAAUAGACAUUCCUUCACAAUCAAAGGUGGAUUGCACUGAAAUUAGAAAAAAGGUCAAUGAAACUUCAUUUUAAUCGGAAGGACAACUUGAUGUGGAAAAACAUUCUGCAGUGAAAUACUUUUUUCGAAUCUUCCCUUUUUUUCAUGAUGUUCUCGGAGGCAAUUGAUGCACUUAUUUACGUAUCGUUUCAUUUUGUAACUUUGGAAUAUGACUUGGGUAAGUAUAUUUUCUCAAAGUUGGCGCAAAUCGUUGUAAAAAAAUAGAAAAAUUUUUAUGUUUUUUUGAGUAGUCUUUCGCUAAAAAAACUUUUUUUGAAAAAUCCCUCAAAAGCUUUUUGAAAGUUCACGGUUAUUUAGCUUUUUCAUGUGGCUUUAUUUCCAGGUCGAUUUUUUUCAAUCAUAUUUUUUUAUAAAAAAACUUUAUUCUUCUAUUUAAAUUUAAAUAGAUUUUUUUCACGUCUCUUCUCGACUUUGAAAAACUGAUAUGUUUUUUUCAAAAAAACUGAUAUGAGCUUCCGAUUUGGUCUUCUGAAUCUGAAUCCGAUCUUUUCGAUUAAUCAUAUUUUUUUCCCUGUAUCAAAUAUCUGCAUUUAAAAACAUGAGAGGCUUUUAAAAGUUUAGAGGAUCCAGAUUUCAAAAAGUGUUUCUUAUUUUUUCAUUGAGCUACUCUGAAACAUACAGAAACACUGAUAAUUUUUCAUGAAAUAUUUCUUUUUCAAUUUUAUUAAUUUGAUCCUUACAUGCAUAAACAGACGACAUGAAAUUCAUCACAUACAUUAGAUCUAACAGGGUCUGAAUCUUCGGUAUUCUAAAAGUUCUUUUCAUUUUUUUGUAAACAAAACAGAAAAAACUAGGCAAUACUAUUAGGUUUUGAAAUAUUCAUUUCACUCGGAUACAUAGAACAACAUGAAAUGCAGAUAAAGUAAGAAAAAUAGUUAGAGCAAAAAUUGAAAAAUCAAAAAAAAAAGGAAGCCUAAGUAUACUUUGGAGCAGAAAAAACACGGCUCAAUACUUUUCCAACGCUGGCGACUUGAUCUUCUGAUUCAGAAUCCAAUUGUUUUCGACUCAUCACGAUUUAUCAAAGGUCUGAAUCUGCUGAACUUGUCCGCCCCGUCGUCGGCAUUCCAGCACUUUUUCGGCGAUUGCGUGACGGUUGCAUUGGUGGCGAAGGAAACUUGACACAAGCCAAGUGUUUUUCCAUCCUGGACGAUGCCAGACUUGGUCUUGUUGCUUUUUCUCCUGACUUCCCAAUUCUCAAACCUUGUUCCAUGUGCUUUGAUCUCUUCAAUCCUUCAUUUUGCCUUGAAUUUUUGAAGUUUUCGUUUGAAAUUCUAAAGUCUCAAAUCUUUGGAAAUUUGAAAAUCAAGCAAACAAAGAUGAAAUCCUGUUUUUUUUGGAAAAAAAAUUUUUUUUUUGACAUGAAAUGGAAGGUUUUUUUUUUGAAGGAACAAAUUUAUUUUUAAAUCAAAUUGGAGGGUUUUUUUUCUUUUUUUUUAUUUUAUUCAGGAUUCUGGCCUCCUGAAAAUUUAUUUUUAAGCUUCUAGAAAUCAUUGGAAUUCAGCCACCCGGUGUCUUGCUUAUAACUUUAACUUUCAGAUUUUCCUUUUUUUAUUUUUAAAUCGUCAUUUUCAAGUCUCAUAUCUUGACUUUAUUCUCAAGACUUUUUCUAUACACUAUUUUAUGCACUUUCUCUCCUCGUUUUCCAAUUUUUUCGAUAAUUGUCCUCUUCAUAACCUCUUUUUCUUCGCAGGACCCAAUGCGGCUGGCGAUAGUCGCCCUAUUUGGGCUCAUUGCGGUGAUUUCAGCCGAUGAGAUCGAUGAGAAAAAAAGUUUGUCGAUUUCUUAACUUAAAAAAAUAGGAAUUUUUUUCAGAAUUGAAGAACGAGCGAUUGCAGAAGCCGACGGCGGCAAUGGAGAAAAAGUUCAAAAUUUGUGGGUUUUUUUAAAAAUCCAAGCAGAGAACUUCUCGUUGCAAUUCUUUUGGUAUAAUCUAUAGGAAAAAUCAGAAAUUAAAAAAAGAGAUGACACCGUUUUGAAGAUUUUUUUCAAAUUAAGAUUAACUGCGCUCCAUAGAUAAUGCCUGCAAAAAGAAAAAAAUUGAAUUUUUUUUUUUUUUCAUCAAAAAGUAGUGAAAUUGAUUAUUUAUCCUGGGUUUUUCAUAGUUAAUUGUCCUUAUUUCAUGUUCAAAAAAAGUGUUUAAAUUUUUUUCUUUUUGGUUAAAAAAAGCAGCUCUGCAGCUUUUUUUAUUCCUCGAAAAAAACGCGAGGGGACUAUAAAUUAAUAGUAUUUCAGGCGAACUGAAUAAUUCAAAUACAUUUUCGUCUUUUUGUUUUUUUGAUAAUUUUUGGGAAACAAAAAGUUUGAACUUCAAAAACGCUUUGAACUUUUUUUACCACAAGAAUAACAAAAAAAGACAAUUGCAUAGAAAAAAAUUGGAAAAAAAAAUUCACACUUUCAUGCUCCCUUUAUAGCCUUGGACAAUGUUUGGUAAACAAUUGUAUAUGUUCAAAUUUAUUGAGCCUUUUUUAACACAAAAACAGCAAUAGAUAGCAAAAAAUUGAAAAAAAAACCCUAUUUUCAUGCUCCUUUUUUAGCCCUAGAGAAUUUUAGUGAAACAAUUGAAUAUGUCAAAUCUAAACUUCGACUUCGUCGAGCUUUUUCCCAAGAAAAAAACGAACACAAUGACGUAAUGCCCAAAGAAUUUGCCGUAGAAAAGUUGUCCUUGAGCCUUGGCCCCGGGGCGGUCCUUGUUCACAUCUCAUCCGUUCACUGUUCGACGAUAUUCCGGUUUCGUUGCGCGAAUUGUUUGCAUAUAUAUGUAUAAGCGUAUUGGAAACGAUUUGCGAACCGCGGAGAACGCAUCUGAUGAAUGCCUAACGAGGAGGAGAUUCCAGACGUCGGCACGAUCGACGGCGUCCGACGCGAACUCUUCAACGAGGUCGACGGCGGCGAGCCCGACGUUCAGCGUUAGUUUUUUCCUCCUCCGAGGAAGUUUCUCGGAAGUGGGAACUUUGAGAGAACUGGAAAAUGUUCUUUUUGAAGGAAGCUUGUUUUUUUGUAAAUUUGAACAAGUGCCAAAGAAGAUGAUUAAAAAAAAACAAAGGAAAAAAGGAAAAAAGGAAAAAAGGAAAAAGGAGAAUGAGAACGGGAAUUAUCCUUUUUGAAACGUAGAUAUUUUUUUCAUUUUUUUAUUUGACCUCUCAAAAAAUGAAACAGUUUCUAGAAAAAAAUAUGUCAGUUUUUUUCCUGAUUUUUUUCAGGGAAGAAUGCCAGUUUUUCUUUGAUUGAAAAUGUUAAAAUCAUCUUCCAAAUCUUCAAUUUCUUCCUUAAAAAGGUUAAUGAACUGUCGGAGGAUUUGAAGAUGUCGGAAAUAGAAAAAAAAGGAUAAUCUUUUUUUCAUCUUUUUAACUCACAACUUUCAGAAUGAUAUAUACUUAAUUUUUUUAGGGAAGAAAGUCAGUUUUGAAAUGCUAGAACCCUGUACAAGUUUGUCAAAAAUUCGAGUUUCUUUAUUUCCUCUUGAAGUUUUUCAUGAAUUUGUGCGAGAACUUGAAGUUUGAGUCUCGAAGAAAAAGAUAGCUCUUUCUACUUUUCAUCUUAAUUUUUUUGAUUUUUGAAAGAAAAAGAUAAUUUGUUUCCAAUAAACAAGGUGAAGUAUUUUUAUUUCCUUCUCCAACUUGAAACCUUGGGCUGGAGAAUCUGUAUAAGACAAAUUCAAUUUUCAGCUGAAAAUGUAGAGCCGGCAGAUCUCUUCGGCGCCUACGACGACAAUAACGUCAUCACCACUGAAAACGGUUUCAAAAAUUAGAAUUGAACGUUCUUAUUUUUUCCUUCAGAGAAGAGCUUAUUCGUGCCGAAGCCAUACCGGCCGGGCGGCGAAAAGACGACCAGGAAGCCGGUGACGACGACGGUCAGACCCACUCAGUCAGUUGAAACCACGUCUUCUUAGUUUUCCACGGGCAGAACAGGAUACAGACUGGCAAAAUGGACCCUUUGGGUGCCCCGGGUUGACCCGACCGUCUAGUUGAAAAUGAUGGGGGAAAAGCUAGUGGAAAAAUAAGGAAAAGAAUGGCUUUUUUGACAAUGGGACUGCUUCGCGAAAAGGUUCACCAUGAGCCAACCCGCCUCAUUUGCAACUCUGGUCGGAAGAACCAAAAACGGGAGCAAAAGGGGAGUUAAAAGGGCUCCGUUUUGCGCCCUUCUUCUAGCUUCUCAAUCGGCAGAAUUUUGGAGAGUCUUAAAAGGGUGCAAAAAGGGUCAAUAUAGGUUGAUCAAGGGCGCAAAAAGGGAGCUAAAAAGGUCAAUUUUGACCGUUUUGAGUCUUUCGUCAAGCCGCUCAAUUUUUCCGGGGUUACAAAGGAUCAAUAAAAUGUCAAUAAAAAUUCAUUAUAGGACGCAAAAAGGGAGCUAAAAGGGCUCCGUUUUGCGCCGUUCAUCUAACUUCUCAGUUGGCAGGAUUUUGAAGGCCUAAAAAAGGUCAAUAUAGGUUGAUAAAAGGGCGAAAAAAGGCAGCUGUAAGAAUCCCGUUUUUGGCUCUUCGCCUAGCUUCUCAAUUGGCAGGAUUAAAAAGGGUCUAUAGAGGGUGGCAAUAGGGCGCAAAAAUAUAGCUGAAAGGGUGUAUUUUAAGCCUUUCAUCAAGCCGCACAGUUUUGCCAGGGUUUCAAAGGCUCAAAAAUCGUCAAUGAAAGCGGAAAAAGGCAUCUGAAAGAAUCCUAUUUUGAGCCCUUCAUCGGGCUUCUUAAUUUUGACGGAAUUUUGAAGGCUAAAGAAAGAGUGAAAAAAGGGUCGAAAUAGGGUGAAAAGGGGCGUAAAAAAGGCUCCUCUUUGCGCCUUUUUAAAGUGUCUCGAUUUUGUCAGGAUUUUGAAGGCUCCUCAAAAGGUGCAAAAAGGGUCAAUAUAGGUUGAUAAAAAGGCGCAAAAAGGCUCCGUUUUGCGCCCUUCUUUAAGCCUUUCAAUUUCAUCAGAAUUUUUGAGGCUUGAAAAAAGAAUUAAAGAAGGAUCUAGGCUGAUAAAAGGAGCAUAGUGGAACUUUUUCCUUCUUUCAAGGAACAGUUCCCAAAAAACUUAGCGGCCCGACUUUGACAGUUAUUUUUCCAGACCACCACCGACGACCAUCCGAACCAUUCCCUUUAUCGUCACCACGCCCACCACCACUGCCGCUCCUUUCUUGUCAGCUUUUACACCUAGAACUUUUCUAAAAAGUCUUUUAUACAGCUCUGGAAUGAGAGAAAGAGUUUUCGCUUGCUAGAUUUAUGAUGACUUUCUCAAAACUCACCUCAAAAUGUUUCUCUGAAAGCUUUUGAUAUGUUUUACGUCCUAUAAGACACAUUAAAUAGUGUCAAAAUCAGCUCGAUCUGUUGAUUCGGAGGGGUCCUUUUCAUAGAAUCCUUUUUGGGAUUGAAAAGUUCAAGUUGAAGCUAGAGAGGAUUCAUAAUUUUCAAUGUACAUUACUUUCAGCCAAACGCAAGCGACUCUGCCACCACAACUGCCUCCUCAGCCGCAAACUCAACGGCCAAUCCAGCCGAUUCAGCCAAUCCAACCGAUCCAGCCGUUCCAGCCGCAGUUCAACCGGCCGCCGCCACCAACAGCGCCGCCUCGAGUCAUUCCUCAACAGCCAUUCCGACCCAUCGCCACGCGGCCUCCACCACCGCCGCCAACUCAGCCGCCAGUUUUCCGGCCCGUCGGGACGCCCUUCCAGCCCCAACAGCCAUUCCAGCCCCAGCAACCCUUCCGACCACAGUAUGUAUUUAUACUCCGGUACUCGCGAAUUGAAAAUGCGGGACUUCUCUCCGCCCUCCUCGUUUUUCAAGCUCCUUUGACCUCACCGGUGAGAGAGCAGAGAGACUCAGACACUCGGAAUCUUUCAAGUCGCGGCGAACGGGCUAUUCAAGACGUACAGUUGAAUAUUCAUCCUGAUUUUAUUCAGAGAGACCUUCACCCGACCGACAUUCGCCCCAACGACCCCGGCUCCACGCCCGCCGUUUGCUGGCCCCGGCGGAAGUCUGCGAACUGGACGUUGGUGUUUUUCCCGGAUUCUCGAUGGCCUUACUGGAAAAAGAGUUCCUCGGAUUGACUAUAAAUUAAGAUAAUGUGGGAAAAAAUGUUUGGUUUUUUCAAUCCAUUUUACCAGACUCGAGAGAUUGGCAAGGGUGACAUAAAAUUAAACAUUCGAAGAAACUUCUAAAAUUCAGAAUGCCGCGCGUCGAUCUUCUACAUCUCGACGCCGAUCAGCGGUCCUUCCCGCCUCACUUUCACCCAUUUCGCCGUCGCUGUCACCGUCGACCAGUGCGCCCGCACCUGUCACGAAUUCAACUGCGCUGUGAGUUCACUCUUUGAAUAAUUUAGGGGAACAUAUUGAAAAGGUCUUUGUAACGUCUUUCCCUUGCUCUCAUUCCGAGGCUUCCAACUAGAGAAGGUUGCGAGCUCCAGCCAAAACAUCAGCUACAUUCUGAGCUCUUCAAGGCACAGAAGAACUAGGACGAACUGAAGACCAUGUUUUUACCUUGAUCAACUACACGUUUGGACUUAUAGUCCGCCAGAACCUACUUUCGAAUCUUCGAAAGCUAGAGAGCGUUUGAAAAUGAGAGGGAAGAGUUUCUUUUCUUCUCUAAAUGCCCUCUGGUCUAACGGUGCUCUCUAGCUUCGAAGAUUUGCACGAAGAAUGCUUUAUCGACUCUUGGAGAUGAGAUUAUGAAAUUGAUGAUCAGUGGAAUUAGACCCUUAUAUAGUGGUCUAAUCUUCCACGUGAUCUAUUUCUCAAUCACGUCUAUUCACAUACUCAGCAGAACCUAAAACUAAAACAAAAAAUAAAUAUUGAUCGAUUGAUUAAUCAUUUGAAGAUUGCCCACUACAAUCCGCUCAACGGCCAUUGCGAGUUCAACCCGUCGACGGCGUUUGCCAUUCGGAAUGGACAGUGUCCUGCCUGGCCUAGUCUUCACUAUAGGUAUCUUUUUUUUUUCAUUUUUAGAUCACCUUUGAAAAAAAAAGGCCGCAAUUUUGCAUGAAACUGUAGCUUUUCCUCAUUUUCCGGUCCCCCACUAAUAUAUCUUAUAUAUCUUUUUCUUAGGAACUACAGAGUAGUCCCUGUAGAUGCCCUGGGGUUCCUAAAGUGUCUCCUAUAUGGACCACCUGAUUUUUUCCCCUAUAGGGACCACUAUAGCGUUCCUAAGUCUUUCUCAUCUUGAUCAAAGUUGAAGACUAAGACGAUGAAUUAAGGAACAACGUCGUCGCCAACGAGCCCGUCAGAAUCUUCUGCGUGGCUUGCCAACGGCCACGACGACGUCCCGCCGGAAGACGUCCUCUGCCCGGACGACGUCUUCUGAACAACAGACGCGGUCAACAGCGUGGAGCUCGUCUCAGUCGCAAAACGUGAGGAUUUCAGGAGAUUACGCACUUUAACCAGUUUUCACAGUUUCAGAAUGGGUUGAAAAGUUUUUUUUUUAGGGAAAAGUUCAGUAGAGCUCGUUCCAUUCUCUUAGUUUUUCUUUGAAUCCUCGUGUCUCAGCGACCCUCUCAUUUUGACAUUCUAUUUUAAUAAUUCUCUGACCUCGCCGGCGAGAGAACAGAGAGACGCAGACACUCGAGAGACACCCCAAAAAAAAAAAAAUUAUACCUAUCAGUUUUGCAAUAAUUCCCAAAACAGAACAGCGACGACCUGAAGAGACUCCAGAGAAAUAUACGACUUUCUUUCUCUGGCGUCUCUUCAGACCUCUGUUGAUCUCUCACUUUCGUUUUUUAUUUAUUUUUUUUUGUCUUCCAGCCUGAUCAAGAAUUCUGAAAAUGAGAAAAAUAAUUUUUUUUUUUUGGAAAAUCGAAAAAUUGUUAUGAAGCCUCUAUAAGCUAGACUUAGUUCAUAUAAAUUUUUAAAGAAAAGUAAUUUUUUUAAUGUUAAAUUGCUCUUUUCAAGGCCAAUAAUCCACGGAGUUUUUGGUGCAGCAGCCGAAAUCCGUCGCAUUUUUCCAUGACCCAGCACCAUAUCGAUGAAGUUCUACCCGAGGUUUGUUAUAUUUCACUUGAUGAUUUUUACCAAAUUCAUAGAAUCGGUAAACUUUUAGACAAUGGUCUUGACAAGAUCAUAAAUAUAGAAGUAUCAGGGUUUUUAAAAUCUAAUUUGGAUGUUUAAAGGAGCACGGAUUAAUUACCACAAAGGUUUCAAAGCGAAGAGCCGUUUUCAGUGUUAUUCUAGGUCAUUCAAGACUUUUGCAUUUUAAAAAACAAUUCUAAUAGAAGUAAAACGUUCCUCAUUUCCAGGACACCCGGCAACAGCGGAUGACAGUGACGUCAUUCGAAGAUGACUCAUUGACGUCAUCUGAAAGGUCGAGUGACGUCAGCGUCGAGCGAAACGAUCAGCUCGACCUGCUCCGCGAGCUCGAAGACAAACUCCAAUUGUGA